UUAAUUAUUAAUAUUUUAUAUUAUAUAUAUAUAUAUAUAUAUAAAAUAAUAAAAACAAUUGUUGCAUAUAAUGGAAGAAUAUCCACCUAUUAAUAUUCGUUUAGCAGUAAACAGAGCUGAUUUAAAUUUAUUAAAAAAUAAAGAUAUACAACCUCGAAUAUAUACUCCUGGAGAAGAAAUUUCUAGUCAAUCUGAUUUCUUAAGAGGACAUGGAACAUAUGUAGAUGACGAAAAUACAUUACGUGCAUCUGUAGCUGGUAUUUUAGAAAAAGUAAAUAAACUUAUUUCAAUAAAACCUUUAAAAGCGCGUUAUCAAGGUGAAAUAGGAGAUGUAGUUGUUGGACGUAUAACUGAAGUACAACAAAAACGAUGGAAAGUUGACACAAAUUCCAAACUUGACUCUGUAUUAUUACUCUCCAGUGUUAAUUUACCAGGUGGAGAAUUGAGAAGAAGAUCAGCUGAAGAUGAACAAACUAUGAGACGUUAUCUUCAAGAAGGAGAUUUAAUUUGUGCAGAAGUACAAAGUACUUUUGUAGAUGGUUCUCUUUCAUUACAUACUAGAGUUUUAAAAUAUGGUAAAUUGUCUCAAGGUAUAAUGUUGAAAGUUUCACCAGCUCUUAUAACGAAAAAAACACAUUUUCAUACUUUAGAAAAUGGUGCAAGUUUAAUAUUAGGAAAUAAUGGUUAUAUAUGGAUUGGAGCUAGUAGACAAGAUACUGAUAGAUCAGAAGGUGGUUUCACACAAGAUUUGUCAAGAAUUCCUCAAGUAAACCGUGAAUAACUUGGAAACAACAAGUUACAUCAAAGAAACAUGGAUGCAUGUUUUACUGCAUUUGAUAAAGAUGGAGAUGGAUAUUUAUCUAUUACAGAAUUUGAAUUUAUUUGUCGUGCAUUAUUUCGCAAUGAUCGUGGAAAAAUAUACAAUGUUGAAGAAAAUCAAUUAAAGGAAAUAUAUUCAGUAUUUGACUUGAAUGGAGAUGGGAAAAUUGAUAGAGAAGAAUUUGAAAUAUGUUGGAAUCGUUGGAUUAAAAUAUGCACUCGUCCAAAGAGUGCAUUUUUAAUUGUGGAUGUUCAAAACGAUUUUAUAACAGGUUCCUUAAAUAUUAAACAAUGUGCUGCACAACAUGAUGGUUCAGAAGUAAUUGAACCAAUUAAUCGUUUAUUGGAAACUGUAGAAUUUGAUGCAGUAUUUUAUUCUCUUGAUUGGCAUCCUAUAGAUCAUGUAUCUUUUAUUGAUAAUUUACAUCUAAGAGAAAUUGAUCCCAGUAGUGGAAUCUCAAAAGAAACAGCACAAGUUUAUGAUACCAUAACAUUUAGAGGUCCACCAUUAUUAAAACAACGUCUAUGGCCUCGUCAUUGUAUUCAAGAUUCUUGGGGUGCUGAACUUCAUAAAGAUCUGAAAAUUAUAGAUAAUGCAAUUAAAAUAUAUAAAGGAACUAAUUCAGAAGUAGAUUCAUAUUCAGUUUUUUGGGAUAAUAAAAAGAUGAUGGAAACAAGUUUAUCUUCGCAAUUACAAGAAAAAGGGGCCACUGAUAUAUAUAUCUGUGGAUUAGCCUAUGAUGUUUGUGUUGGAGCUACUGCUGUAGAUGCUCUUACAAGCGGUUAUCGGACUAUUCUCAUUGAUGAUUGUAGUCGGGGAGUAGAUCUUGUUGAUAUUGAAAAAACUAAAGCUACUGUUAUAGCUAAUAAUGGAGUAAUUGUAAAUUCAAGCCAAGUAAAAGCAAUGGUUGAAGGAAAAGAUCGUCGACCAGAACUUGGAUAUAAAUUAGCUAUAGAAAUUAAACAAAAAUUAACUUUUGUAGAUGAUGAUAAUCAAUAAUUUUAUUUUCUUGUAAUUUAAAAAAUAGUACAAAAUAUUAUACAAACAUUAGAUAAAUUAAUACAAUAUUUUA
Molecule: messenger RNA, 1892 nt
Organism: Apis florea (little honeybee)
Lineage: Eukaryota; Metazoa; Arthropoda; Insecta; Hymenoptera; Apidae
Product: Nicotinamide amidase
Molecular function (GO): calcium ion binding
Source: RefSeq, a predicted model, not a curated record